AGUCUAAUGAGAUGUUUGCAGCCGGAGAGCGGGGCUGCUGGAGACUCACUGUGAGCUACUAACACACGGGUGGAAGAUUAGCUUUUGUAAUACUCGGUUUGCAUGUACUGAAAGUCAUCUGUCUUCUGAGUCAACAUUCCCGGCCUGGUCAAGAAUCUGAUCAGGGCUCCGGUGAACCAGCCGUAGGUAAGGGAGAUGCAUAACUGGAGGGCGUGCCAUUGACAUGGGAUCCUUCUCUUUCUACUGUCAACAUGACAGGUGACCUGUUCCAGUGUGUCUGGCUUGCAUGCCUCCCUCCAUGGCAAUGUCCGAGUGUCCUGCACUCAAACCACUGAGGCCAGCAGCACCUCUUCUGCCUGUGAGCGAUUUGUCACUUCCUUCUGUAAGACUGGCACCGGCAGACAUGCAGUCCCAGAGGAUCCCGGGGAGAAAGCGAGGCCGACCCCCACUUCACUCAACACCUCUGAAGAUGGCGGUUCGUAACCUUUAUUCCGCUUCAGCUGGCGCUUUGCCAGCAGUGAAGAUCCCCAAGAAAAGAGGGCGGAAGCCUGGGUACAAGGUCAGCAGAAAGACAGAGCUUCCGGAAGAAUUGGUAAUGAAUUCAACCUUUAUCCCUUUGGUUCUCUGCAGUUCCUCCAACUGCUGGAAAAUAAAAAUGCUCAAGUCUCGGGUUCUUAUGACUCCUUUAGCCCUCUCACCUCCGCGGAGCACACCGGAGCCCGACCUCAGCUCCAUCCCUCAGGAUGCAGCCACCAUACCCAGCUUGGCGGCCCCACAGGCUCUCACAGUCUGCCUCUACAUCAAUAAGCAAGCCAAUGCAGGGCCGUACUUGGAGAGGAGGAAGCUGCAGCAGCUCCCCGAACACUUCGGGCCCGAGAGGCCAUCGGCGGUCUUGCAGCAGGCUGUGCAAGCGUGCAUCGACUGUGCCCACCAGCAGAAGUUGGUCUUCUCCCUGGUCAAACAGGGCUAUGGCGGUGAGAUGGUGUCAGUCUCAGCAUCCUUCGAUGGGAAACAGCACCUGAGGAGCCUGCCUGUGGUGAACAGUGUUGGGUAUGUCCUUCGUUUCCUCACCAAGCUGUGCCGAAGCCUCCUGUGUGAUGACCUCUUCAGCCACCAGCCCUUCUCCAGGGGCUCCAGUGGCUCUGAGGAAGCCCAGGAGAAGAAGGAAGGCAGGAUGGAGUCAGCAAAAACAGCCACCACUGAGGAGUGCCUGGUGAACCCUGUAGGCAUGAACCGCUACAGCGUGGACCCCUCCACCUCCGCCUUUAGCCACAGGGGCUCCUUCCCCACCUCCUCCUCACUGUACUGCAAGAGGCAGAACUCUGGAGAUGGCCAUCUUGGGGGAGGCCUGGCCACCACUGCCAAUGGUCCCCGUUCCAGCCCCAUGUCCUCUGGAGGCCCCUUGGCACCUGGGCUGAGGCCCCCAGGCUCCAGCCCCAAGAGAAACGGGACCUCUCUCGAAGGAAACAGAUGUGCCUCGAGCCCUUCCCCCGAUGGGCCAGACGCCAGGCAGCCACGGAGCAGGAACCCUUCCACCUGGACUGUGGAGGAUGUGGUCUGGUUCGUGAAAGACGCUGACCCGCAGGCUCUGGGUCCACACGUGGAGCUCUUCAGAAAGCACGGAGAAUUCGCUUCCCUGCCUUUUCCAACAUCUGGAUGGCUCGGCCCUCGUCCUCCAGUGCAGCAGCCUCAGGAGAUUGACGGCAAUGCUCUCUUGUUGCUGAAGAGUGAUAUGAUCAUGAAGUACUUGGGUCUGAAGCUGGGACCCGCACUGAAACUCUGCUACCAUAUCGAUAAACUGAAGCAAGCCAAAUUCUGAAGGUUUCUCAAAAGAUGGAAGCGAAGUCCAGACAAGCAGGUCUCAGGAUCGUCUUCUGCCUUACCAACAUCCAGCCGCCACGACAAAAUGGCUUCUCUCCUGAAAAAUAACAUCCACAAAGACUGGGUCUUUUUCUAAAACUUGUGCAUCUCUGCCUUUUAAAAAAUUCAACAUGGCCCUUUCGAAAGGCUCCUCUGUGUUAAUGAUUUGCCAAAAAUUAAUGGAAAAGCCUAUUAUUUUAGCAUUCCUGGUAGGUCGGUUGCUGUGAGUAGGGGUUCUGUCUUUAUGAUGAGAGAUCAGGGACCCCAAUGCUACUGCCCAAGGAGAACCCUGGAGGGUUCCACGGAUGUGAGAAGAAAGACCUUUGUCUCUACGGGAACUCCACCAUAGCACCACCUGUUGUAAACGUUUUUAACUCUGCCCCAGGGGACCUGUCAUUGUGAGCCUUUCUUAAUUCAGCUCUGGAAGCUGUCUUCUGAGGAAACAUGCCUCCUCACCUUGCACUAUCUGGAAAACUUGAAUUCUUUUGCUCUCUGAAAGAGAAGAAAAAAAAAAUCUUUUCUAUUCCGAGUUAAUUGAAGUACUGUGUUGUCCCACUAGAGGGCAGACUGCUAAUGAAGUUUCAAGACCCUCCCAGCAGCAGCCUGCUGAUUUAGUACUCACUGGGCGGGUUAGGGUCUUUGUGGACUAGAUCUAGCCUACACAGAUAUGGGGAAUUUCUUCCACAGUCAGCACCACAGAUUGCAACAUGGGGAAGAAACUAUCUUCUAGAACGUUCUAGUUCAUAUCCAGUCAUUAUUGACUGACUGAGAUGCACAAGCAGCAAAGGCAAAAAUUUAGGAGUAUGUUCCUCCCAGAUGGGGCUUUGGAGUUCCCUCCCUUUCAGAGUCCUCACUGGGGUGUUGACGUGUUGGCGAGCUGAAGAGUCUUACUGACAUUUAGCCAUGGGUGUUUCUUUAAAAAAGAAGAAAAAUGUCUCAGAUAAGCUUUGAAAUGGGAGAGUGUUGAUUUCUCGUUACGUUGCUGGAUUAUGUAGUUGUACCGCUGGCUAAUUUUUCUAGCUCUCAACAAAUACACAGACAUGCUCUCAUUGGAUUUAAUUCCAUUUACAAAUAGGUUUUCCCUCCUCAUCGUGGAGUAAUAGGAAAAAAUUGAUUUUUUACCCCUUUGCAGCUGUGUCCAAGGAAGGACGAUGAUGAGUCCCCGAUUUACGAGGCAGAGGGCAACCUCAUCUCCAUUCUUCUUUUUAUCCUUCUCCUUUCUCUCUUUCCCUCUCUCUUUUAUUCGUCCUCCCACGCUGAAGAGUAAACAUAUUUACAAAAUGAAUUCACCUUUGCCAUGGGUAUAUCCUCUACCUUAAAAACAUCUACAGUGUCCGGUUGGAGGUAAGGAGAUGAAGACUAGAUUCCACAAUCUCUGGGAGGGUGAGGAUCAAGGAAAACUCAGGGCCUCCCUGGGUCCAAGUGCAAAUUAGAAAAAGCACACCUUGCUCUGGGAUGUGGGGGCGGGCGGGAGGGUGGUCUCAGGCGAUGAACAGAGAAGGGGGGAUUUCCUCCCCCUCCCCCUCAACCAGGUGCCCUUGCGCAGGACAGAUGUUCACCCUUGGGGCCAGCCAAGCUAGAUUUGCAUAUUGAUCUUCUAUAAAUCAGUUAGAACUUAGAGGAGGACGACCCACUUUGAUGAGAAGAGAAAAAAAAAAUCCUAGCGAAAUCCUUUUUUAGACACACAAACGGAGGCUGGACUGAAAGCAAGACAGAGACAGGAUGGAGGACGAUGUCCUAAAGCUGCCCACAAACUGAGUCUGGGUCAUCAGGUUGUGGAGGGGCUUAGUGUGGUUUGCUUUGGGCACCUGACGGUACUACCCUGAAUCGGGCCUCGAGAUGGGGUCGUCCAGAAUUCUAACGUGACUGAUGACUCUGCCCCUCCAAGUUUGUUCAUUGCUAGUAUUUGUGGCUGGUCUGGAGUUAGCUAAAUCCCCUCAAAAGGCCUUGGCCAGUUUAUGUACUCAGAACUGCCCUGUGAAAACGGUGAGAGGCAGAAAGCCCCCCAACAACCCAGAUGAGCUGGGUUUUUUUGCUCAGUCCUCUGAAACUUGUCCUGCCUCUUCCAUCAACAUACAUAUACCUCGUUGAGAGACUUUCACAACUUCCCACCCACCCCCACCAGUGCCUCCCUCACUACAAAAGCAUGAACGUUGGUGCCCCCAGAUUCAAGUCAUCCCCAAACAAUGUCAAAGAGAUCCUUUGAGUAGGUUUCCAGGGGGAGAGAGAUUUUAAUUAUCUCAAGCCUUGGAGCAAACUGGAUCCACGUUCACGUGUAACUGCUCUCGCGGAGGUGCGAUCUCAUUUUGCAUUAAACUUUAAGCAGUACAGAUUGCUGAAGCCAUGAUAUUUAAGGUUUGACUUUUUAAAAAUCUCAUUACUCUUAAAAUGAAUGCUGCCAUAUCAGAAAAUAACCCAGGGAGGAAAUUCCUCCUUGCCUGUUUUUGCACUGAGAUGCAAUUAGCCAACCAAAUUAUUGUAGCAAUACUGCAAUGAUAAUUAAUUUUCACCCCUUUCAAAAAUCUUGUCAAACCAAGCAGCUAAAUAGCUCAGCAAAUGUAAAACAUGCCAGGCCAUUUCCUCUAAAUGGACCUUAAAGAGUCAGGCCACGUGUGUCACUCUUGUCCAAACGGGAGCUUAUUUCGGGAGCCUCACACUUGUACAGACAUGGUCCUUGUUAUUCCAUUGCCGUAGCUUUGCUUCAGGUUGUAGUGAAUAAUGACAUAGUUUUGCAUAAUUCCAAAUUAGAGUGUGUGAGUGUGUGUGUGUUCAUGUCCAGACAUUUCCAAUCACCCGUGUCUGUUAAACACUUAAAAAAAAAAUCUAGGGACAAUUCUAUUGCCUAACUCAUUUUAAUUAUUUCAUAAGUGCAUGGAUCCCUUUGUGAAGACAUCAGGUAAAAAAAUGUAGGGGGUGUGUGUGGGGGGGGGUGUGUCCUGACACAGUGGUUGGAAGAGCCUAAGGAAGAGGCUGAGAGCGUGUCAGCUAUUUUGUUCUUUCGGUGUAAAAUGUCUCUCCCAGCUUCGGGAACUUGGAGGCAGAACCUUCUCUCUGCCUUUGGGACGAGGUAUCCCCACUAAUGCCAGCAGGGGGCGCCCUGAAGGCAGCUGGGGACGGUGCCGGGUUCUCGUCAGCUUCCCUCAGGCUCUGACCAGCCCAGCGGAGCCAGCCAGCCCAGGUUCCCUGGGACUGAGGCGGGACACCUAGCCGGGGACCUCGCGGGGAGGGGACAGACAUUUUAAGGGCCUUGUUUAGUGCCCACCAGAGGGUUCACCUGGCUCCCCCCAUUGCUCUUCAGCAGGGCUGCCAAGGUUUUCUCCUUUCAUCAGGAAGAAAGAAUGAAGAGCUCCUCAAAACCAAAUACGCUAUUUAAAUCGAUUGGGAAGGAGUCCUGAGCUAGGGUUGGUUUGCUUGAGAAGGAAACCAGCGAGAGAGAGAGAGAGCGAGAGAAGACACCACUCUAAAUUUCUUAAGAA
Molecule: messenger RNA, 5336 nt
Organism: Lutra lutra (Eurasian river otter)
Lineage: Eukaryota; Metazoa; Chordata; Mammalia; Carnivora; Mustelidae
Gene: SCML4
Product: Scm polycomb group protein like 4
Exons: 10
Coding region: 287-1819 (510 amino acids)
Molecular function (GO): protein binding
Source: RefSeq, a predicted model, not a curated record